UCCUGUCCUUUGUUCUCAACUCCCAUCAACAUUUCUCCAUCAUGGCUCCCAUCCCGGAAGAAAUGAUUAUCGCUGCAAGGGAUUCAGUGUUGGAAAUGGUGAAUGACACGCGGCAUCAGACAGAGAUCGAAAUUGCCUGGAGAAGACUCCACCCUAUGCAGCAAAAAAUCAUGAUGAAGAAGAUUGUAAAUAGGCUGACUCCGGAACUAUUCGCUGUCCCCACAGAAAGCGAUGCAGGUGAUGAGGGCUAUUAAGAAAUCAGGAUCUGGCUCGCUAAGAAAGGCGGUAUUGACGUCAGCGACCUGCAACAGCGUGCAGUCAGAAGCCGAUGAGAUGUCGAAAGCCACUACGUUCAAUGACUAGUUGCUGUGUUUUU
This is a messenger RNA of Laccaria bicolor S238N-H82, 376 nucleotides long. RefSeq lists its product as uncharacterized. NCBI's taxonomy places the organism in Eukaryota, Fungi, Basidiomycota, Agaricomycetes, Agaricales, Hydnangiaceae. The coding region runs from base 42 to 254 and encodes 70 amino acids. The record is from RefSeq and is a predicted model, not a curated record. The transcript is spliced from 4 exons.